AUUUGGGAGGGUGACUUCCUUUAUAAAGAGAUCUCAUGGUUGUUCUCCAGACAAGUCAGAGGUUUUAUCUGAGGGUUCUUCUUCAGCCGCCACACCUGGAGCACAUCAGACAAGGCAAUCAUGGCGGAUGCUCAGAUGGCAGAGUUUGGAGCAGCGGCUUCUUACCUGCGGAAGUCAGAACGAGAGCGUUUGGAAGCACAAACUCGUCCAUUCGAUAUGAAAAAGGAGUGUUUUGUGCCUGAUCCAGAUGAAGAGUAUGUGAAAGCAUCAAUCGUCAGUCGUGAAGGUGACAAAGUCACUGUAGUGACUGAGAAAAGAAAGACUGUCACUGUAAUGGAAGCUGACAUUCAUCCCCAGAACCCACCAAAGUUUGAUAAAAUUGAAGACAUGGCAAUGUUCACCUUCCUUCAUGAGCCAGCCGUGCUGUUUAACCUCAAAGAGCGCUAUGCAGCAUGGAUGAUAUAUACCUACUCCGGGCUGUUCUGUGUCACUGUCAACCCUUACAAGUGGCUACCAGUGUACAAUAAGGAGGUGGUUAUAGCAUAUAGAGGGAAAAAGAGGAGUGAAGCUCCUCCCCACAUCUUUUCCAUCUCUGAUAAUGCCUACCAGUACAUGCUGACAGACAGGGAAAACCAGUCAAUUCUGAUCACCGGAGAAUCUGGAGCAGGAAAGACUGUAAACACGAAGAGAGUCAUUCAGUAUUUUGCAAGCAUUGCAGCUGGAGGCUCAGCAAAGAAAGAUGGGUCAGAAAAAAAGGGAACCCUGGAGGAUCAAAUCAUCCAGGCUAAUCCUGCUUUGGAAGCUUUUGGUAAUGCAAAGACCAUCAGAAAUGACAACUCCUCAAGAUUUGGAAAAUUUAUCCGAAUUCAUUUUGGUGCCAGUGGCAAGCUGGCCUCUGCUGACAUUGAGACAUAUCUUCUGGAGAAGUCAAGGGUGACAUUCCAGCUUAAAGCUGAAAGGGACUAUCACAUUUUCUACCAAAUCCUUUCUCAGAGGAAACCUGAGCUGCUGGAGAUGCUGCUCAUCACCAAUAACCCCUAUGACUACGCUUACAUCUCUCAAGGAGAAACAACUGUAGCCUCAAUUAAUGAUAGCGAAGAACUACUCGCCACUGAUGAAGCAUUUGAUGUGCUAGGCUUUACUCAGGAGGAGAAAAAUGGCAUCUAUAAACUGAUUGGAACCAUUAUGCAUUAUGGCAAUAUGAAGUUCAAACAAAAGCAGAGGGAGGAGCAAGCAGAAGCUGAUGGGACUGAAGAUGCAGACAAAGUUGCGUAUCUGAUGGGCCUCAACUCUGCUGACCUAAUCAAAGGUUUAUGCCAUCCAAGAGUGAAAGUAGGAAAUGAGUGGGUCACCAAAGGGCAAAAUGUCCAGCAGGUGUACUACACUAUUGGUGCACUGUCCAAGGCAGUGUAUGAAAAAAUGUUCCUUUGGAUGGUUGUAAGAAUCAAUCAGUCUCUGGACACUAAACAACCUCGUCAAUAUUUCAUUGGAGUACUGGAUAUUGCUGGUUUUGAGAUUUUUGAUUUCAACACCUUUGAGCAACUCUGCAUCAACUUUACCAAUGAGAAACUGCAACAGUUUUUCAACCACCACAUGUUUGUGCUGGAACAAGAGGAGUACAAGAAAGAAGGGAUUGAAUGGGAGUUCAUUGACUUUGGCAUGGACUUACAGGCCUGCAUUGAUCUCAUUGAGAAACCUAUGGGCAUCAUGUCCAUCCUUGAAGAGGAGUGCAUGUUUCCCAAAGCCAGUGAUGCAACCUUUAAAGCCAAGCUUUAUGACAACCACCUUGGGAAAUCAAACAACUUUCAGAAACCACGAGCAAUCAAAGGGAAGCCAGAGUCUCAUUUUUCUCUGAUUCACUAUGCUGGUACAGUUGACUAUAAUAUUAACAACUGGCUGGUGAAGAACAAAGACCCACUGAAUGAGACUGUUGUUGGACUCUUUCAAAAGUCCACACUCAAGCUCCUGUCAAUGCUCUUUGCUAAUUAUGCUGGGGCAGAGUCUGGUCAAGAGAAUGGUAAGGGAGGUAAAGGAGGUGGAAGUAAGAAGAAGGGCUCCUCGUUCCAAACUGUGUCUGCACUUCAUAGGGAAAACUUGAAUAAGUUAAUGACAAACCUAAGAUCAACUCACCCUCAUUUUGUGCGCUGCAUCAUACCUAAUGAGACAAAGAUUCCUGGAGCAAUGGAGAAUCCUUUGGUUAUGCACCAGCUACGUUGUAACGGUGUACUGGAGGGCAUCAGGAUUUGCAGGAAGGGCUUCCCCAAUAGAAUCCUCUAUGGCGAUUUCAAACAGAGGUACCGAAUCCUAAACCCUGCAGCCAUACCUGAAGGUCAAUUCAUAGAUAGCAGGAAAGGAGCUGAGAAACUCCUGAGUUCACUGGAUAUUGAUCACAAUCAAUAUAAAUUUGGACACACAAAGGUGUUCUUCAAGGCUGGUUUACUGGGUCAGUUGGAAGAAAUGAGAGAUGACAGACUAUCUCUAAUUAUUACUGGUAUUCAAGCUAGAUCCAGAGGACUCCUUGCAAGGAUUGAGUUUCAGAAGAUAGUUGAAAGAAGGGAUGCCCUACUAGUUAUCCAGUGGAAUGUCCGUGCCUUCAUGGGGGUGAAGAAUUGGCCCUGGAUGAAGCUAUUUUUCAAGAUCAAACCUCUACUAAAGUCGGCAGAAGCAGAAAAAGAGAUGGCAAAUAUGAAAGAUGAAUUUGCCAAGCUUAAAGAGGCUUACGCUAAAUCUGAAGCCCGAAGGAAAGAACUGGAAGAAAAAAUGGUAUCUCUUCUCCAAGAGAAGAAUGACCUACAACUUCAUGUCCAAGCGGAGCAAGACAAUCUCUGUGACGCAGAAGAGCGAUGUGACCAGCUCAUCAAAAACAAGAUCCAGCUUGAGGCAAAAGCCAAAGAGCUCACAGAGCGACUUGAGGAUGAGGAGGAGAUGAACGCAGAGCUGACAGCUAAGAAGAGAAAGCUGGAGGAUGAGUGCUCAGAGCUGAAGAAAGAUAUUGAUGAUCUGGUGCUGACUCUGGCUAAAGUGGAGAAAGAGAAGCAUGCGACAGAGAACAAGGUGAAGAACCUAACAGAGGAAAUGGCAGCUUUGGAUGACAUCAUUGUAAAGCUUACCAAGGAGAGAAAGGCCUUGCAGGAAGCUCAUCAGCAGACACUGGAUGACCUGCAAAGUGAGGAGGACAAAGUCAACAUCCUCACCAAGGCAAAAGCAAAGCUAGAGCAACAAGUGGAUGAUUUGGAAGGAUCUCUUGAGCAAGAAAAAAAGAUCCGUAUGGAUCUAGAAAGAGCCAAGAGGAAACUAGAAGGAGACUUGAAGUUAACCCAGGAAAGCUUAAUGGACCUGGAGAAUGACAAACAGCAGUUAGAGGAGCAUCUAAAAAAGAAAGAUUUUGAGAUCAGUCAGCUCAAUGGGAAAAUCGAGGAUGAACAAACUAUUUGUAUUCAGCUACAGAAAAAACUGAAGGAACUUCAGGCACGUAUUGAGGAGCUGGAGGAGGAGCUUGAGGCAGAAAGAGCUGCCAGAGCCAAGGUGGAGAAACAAAGAGCAGAUUUAGCCAGAGAGCUGGAGGAGAUCAGUGAGAGACUGGAGGAAGCUGGAGGAGCUACAGCUGCUCAGAUUGAGAUGAACAAGAAACGGGAAACUGAGUUUCAGAAACUUCGCAGAGACCUUGAAGAGGCCACUCUACAACACGAGACCACUUCCGCCACACUGAGGAAGAAACAAGCUGACAGUGUGGCAGAUUUGGGAGAGCAAAUAGACAAUCUUCAAAGAGUCAAGCAAAAACUGGAAAAGGAAAAAAGUGAACUCAGACUCGAGCUGGAUGAUGUGGUCUCAAACAUGGAACAUGUUGUUAAGACGAAGGCAAAUCUUGAGAAGACCUGCAGGUCUUUGGAAGAUCAAAUGAAUGAAUACAGAACAAAAUAUGAGGAGGGCCAGCGUUGUAUCAAUGACUUCACAAUACAAAAAUCUAAACUACAAUCUGAAAAUGGUGAACUUUCAAGACAGCUGGAGGAGAAGGACUCUCUUGUCUCCCAGCUAACUAGAAGCAAGAUGUCUUAUACUCAGCAAACUGAAGAUCUUAAAAGGCAGUUGGAGGAGGAAACUAAGGCGCGGAAUGAGGCCCUCAGAAUAAAAAAGAAGAUGGAAGGGGAUCUAAAUGAGAUGGAGAUACAGCUUAGUCAGGCAAAUCGACAAGCAGCAGAGGCUCAAAAACAACUCAAGAGUGUCCAAGCACAUCUGAAAGAUGCUCAGCUACAGUUGGAUGACUCUCUGAGAACAAAUGAUGAUCUCAAGGAGAACAUUGCGAUUGUAGAGAGACGCAACAACCUUCUGCAGGCUGAACUAGAGGAGCUGAGAGCAGCUCUUGAGCAAACUGAGAGAGGCCGCAAGCUUGCAGAGCAAGAGCUGCUGGAUAUCAGUGAAAGAGUUCAGCUACUGCACUCUCAGAAUACAAGCCUCUUGAAUCAGAAGAAGAAGCUUGAGACUGACAUAUCCCAGCUUCAGACAGAAGUGGAAGAGGCAGUGCAAGAAUGUAGGAAUGCUGAAGAAAAAGCCAAGAAGGCCAUAACUGAUGCUGCCAUGAUGGCUGAGGAGUUGAAGAAGGAGCAGGACACAAGUGCUCACCUGGAGCGUAUGAAGAAGAACAUGGAGCAGACCAUUAAGGACCUGCAGCACCGCCUAGAUGAAGCAGAACAAAUUGCUAUGAAGGGAGGCAAAAAACAAGUCCAGAAACUAGAAGCUCGGGUGAGGGAUCUGGAGAAUGAAGUAGAAUCAGAGCAGAAGAAGAGCAGCGAGGCAGUAAAAGGAAUUCGCAAAUAUGAGAGACGUAUUAAAGAACUGACCUACCAGACUGAGGAGGACCGCAAGAAUCUGGCUCGACUGCAAGAUCUUGUUGAUAAGCUUCAGCUAAAGGUCAAGGCUUACAAGAGGGCUGCAGAGGAAGCUGAGGAACAAGCCAACACACAUAACAGCAAAUUACGGAAAAUCCAGCAUGAACUUGAUGAAGCAGAAGAAAGAGCUGACAUUGCAGAGUCACAAGUCAACAAACUGCGUGCCAAAAGUCGUGAUGUCGGUUCUAAGAAGGGACAUGAUGAAGAGUAAAGCUCAAACGGACCUUCUUCGUGUCUCCUAUUUGUUGUAUUAGUUAUCCACUUGGCUCUUUUUCAGCCACACAGUAGAAUAAAGUUUAAUUGCAUUCAGUCUGUGCUGUGAUUGAGUUAUCAUGCGUUAAAAUUAUUAACAUUACUUUGUGGGGAAAAUUAUUGCAGUGUUCAGGGUGUAACCUUUUAUCUUAAAUACAAAAUAAAUCAUUAAAUGGCUAUUAUUUAUUAUAUUUUUGAAUUAUACCUCAGGGGGUCAAUUUAGGUUAUCUAUCAAAACCACUGCUCUAAAACUCAAGGAUAUACAUGGAAGUGCUUUUUCUCAAAUUAAUUAUUGUCUUCAUAUUCAUUAUAAACUAGCCAGGGUAAAACUAUUUCUAUAUCAAUGUGUUAACAUGGAUUUCAGUAGAUCAUAAUAGAUGGAAGACAUGGAAAUCCAUAUUAGAAAUCCACUUAAAGGAUUAACAGUACCUUCAUUUGCUCUUUCCAUCCACUCUCUCCAAAAAUAUAAUGUUUAAAAUGUAUCCUUACUUUGCUGUGACCUAAAAUCUUGAAGUUUGUCGACAAGGCUGUCUUCACAUGUAAGUCAUCGUCUUCACACCUAGUCACUGUAAUUAUAGCAUUGAGACACCGAGCUCAGCAGCUUAUCAAGUGACUUUGUGUAAAUCCUAUUGCAAUUGUAUCUCUUUCUGUUACAUCCGAAGUACUGAGGAAAGAUCAAGAUUUACGGAAAAGUUCGUCCUCGCUUUAAUUCAAUUAUGAAUUAAUACAGUACAUUUCAUAAAGGGAUACACUGAAGAAGACAUGACGAUUUUAUCUUUGACAAAAUUAGCUAUUUUGUAUGGGAUUACCUUU
Messenger RNA from Sinocyclocheilus grahami, 5951 nucleotides. Its product is annotated as myosin-7-like. Gene Ontology annotation, cellular component: myosin II complex; myosin filament; cytoplasm. The transcript is spliced from 35 exons. Gene Ontology annotation, biological process: muscle filament sliding; adult heart development; cardiac muscle contraction. Lineage: Eukaryota; Metazoa; Chordata; Actinopteri; Cypriniformes; Cyprinidae. The record is from RefSeq and is a predicted model, not a curated record. The coding region runs from base 121 to 5097 and encodes 1658 amino acids. Gene Ontology annotation, molecular function: actin filament binding; microfilament motor activity; ATP binding.